AUGCUUCUCUAUCCAUAUCUCUUUCUCACUCUCAUUUCUCAACACACAAAAAUGGCAGCAUCAAUUCUAGCAUUCCUCUCAGCCUUUCUUGCCUUAGCCUGCUUGACCGCCGCCGAUUUCUACCGCGACACGGCCAUCACAUUUGGCGAUGGCCGCGCCAAGAUACUUGAAGGCGGCCGCAGCUUCUCCCUCUCCCUCGACCAAUCCUCUGGCUCCGGUUUCCAGUCCAAGAACGAGUGCUUGUUCGGCCGCUUCGACAUGCAGCUCAAACUCAUCCCCGGCAACUCAGCCGGAACCGUCACCACUUUCUACUUGUCAUCUCAAGGCGCGGGCCAUGACGAAAUCGACUUCGAGUUUCUUGGAAAUUCGAGCGGAAAUCCCUACACAGUCCACACAAAUGUGUACUCGAAAGGAAAAGGCGACAAAGAGCAGCAGUUCCAUCUAUGGUUCGACCCCACCGCCGCCUUCCACACCUACUCCAUCGUCUGGAGCCCCAACAAAAUCAUAUUCCUAGUGGACAACAGCCCUAUUAGAGUGUUCAACAACCACGGUAGCUCGGGCGUGGCAUUCCCCACGAACCAGCCGAUGAGGGUAUACUGCAGCCUCUGGAACGCGGACGACUGGGCCACGCAAGGCGGCCGUGUGAAGACUGACUGGGCCCACGCUCCGUUCACCGCUUACUACAGGAACUUCAACAUCGGCUCGUGCGCAACCGGAACGCCCUGCGCGACUCAGGAGCUCGAUGCGAAGGCGAGAAAUAGGCUCAGAUGGGUGCAGCAGAAACACAUGGUUUACAAUUACUGCGCAGAUUCCAACAGAUUCCCUCAGGGAUCUUCUCUCGAGUGCAAGCGUUCCAGAUUUUAAGAUUCCAUCAUCAAUUUUUUUGUACCGUGUCAUAUCAUUCUUGUGUGUCUAAAUUUGAUUCCCUUCAUAUUCUUAUUCAAUGUAAUUUUAUGUGAUGAAGUUCUCACCAUAAUAAAAUAUUUCACAUUUUAUUUGUAA
Molecule: messenger RNA, 1002 nt
Organism: Salvia splendens (bonfire salvia)
Lineage: Eukaryota; Viridiplantae; Streptophyta; Magnoliopsida; Lamiales; Lamiaceae
Product: xyloglucan endotransglucosylase/hydrolase protein 24
Exons: 3
Coding region: 1-864 (287 amino acids)
Biological process (GO): xyloglucan metabolic process; cell wall biogenesis
Cellular component (GO): apoplast; cell wall
Molecular function (GO): xyloglucan:xyloglucosyl transferase activity; hydrolase activity, hydrolyzing O-glycosyl compounds
Source: RefSeq, a predicted model, not a curated record